AUGGGUCAACGACAAUCCUCUGGCAGCGCUGCCCAAGAUCAGGCUCCAGCCAAAGCCGACUAUUACGAUCUCCUCGGCGUCGAAAGAACUGCGACCGACGAUGAAAUCAAGAAGGCAUACCGUCGCAGGGCCCUCGAGUUACAUCCUGACCGAAACUAUGGCAACGUCGAAGAGACUACGAGACUUUUCGCCGAGAUCCAGUCUGCCUACGAAGUCCUCUCCGAUCCGCAAGAGCGUGCUUGGUAUGACUCUCACAAAGAUAUCCUCCUACGCGGAGACCAGGCAGCUGGUCCAGGCGCAGAUGAGUUCUUCUACAACAUUCGGAUGACAACAACGGAGGAAGUGUUGAAAUUGAUGAUGAAGUUCAAUGGUCGAUUGGAAUAUAGUAAUGCCCCUAGUGGAUUCUAUGGUGGACUGAACGACUUCUUCAAGCAGCUUGCGAAAGAGGAGGACGUUGCCUGUCAAUGGGGGAAUGAAGAUUCAGUGGACUAUCCCGAGUUUGGGUUUAAGGACGACGAUUAUGAGGAUGUUGUCCGCCCUUUCUAUGCCGCGUGGAACGGGUUUGCCACCAAGAAGAGCUACUCUUGGAAAGACCAAUACAGGUUAUCGGAUGCGCCGGAUAGGAGGGUAAGACGACUGAUGGAGAAAGAGAACAAGAAAAUCCGGGACGAAGCUAUACAGGAAUACAAUGAAGCAAUCCGCUCUCUGGUCGCUUUUGUCCGAAAACGUGACCCUCGCGUUCAAAACAACCAGAAGUCCGAGGCUGAACGGCAAAAGGCCCUUCGAGAUGCUACCGCGGCACAAUCGGCACGAUCAAGAGCAGCACAACAGGCGAAAUUUGAGGCCACCGGUGCUGAGGCAAUAGCCGAAUGGGCCAAGUCAAGGGCGAAAGAUGAACACGAAGGGGGGUUCUCAAGCGAGUCCGAGAUUGAGGAACACGAAUAUGACUGUGUGGUCUGCGACAAGACUUUUAAGAGCGAGGCUCAAUUCAAGGCUCACGAGAAGAGCAAAAAGCAUAUCAAGCUGUUAAAGCAACUGCAAAAGGAAAUGCGCAAGGAAGGCGUAGAGUUGGAUCUGGAGAAUGAGCAUAGAGCCUCAGAGCACGAGCAUGUGGUCACUGAUGGAGACGAAGUCCACGUUGAGCGGGCUCACUCCCCCCCUGGCAAGACCGAUGCUCCUGAAGACAAGACAGAUAACGCAGAGGUACAGCUGCAAGCAGAUGGAACAGCAGAAGCGGAGGAAGGCCAUGAGACAUCCGAGGCUUCAGAGGAUGAUGACUAUGCUCCCAGAUCGGACAUUGAGCGACGCCUAGGAGAAGAGCCCAUGGAGAAAAUCUCUGGAGCAUUUGACGAUAUCAGUCUGUCAGGCACUCCUCUGACGUCCGACCCUGAGGCGACAGCACUGCCAAAAAUCGGCAAAGCGAAGCAGAAAAAAGCAAGGAGGGCUGCGCAGAAUGCAGCUGAGCAAUCUGACAAGGCUGCGGCAGAGUUUCAGUGUGUUGUGUGCAAGGCCGAGUUUCCAUCCAAGACGCGGUUAUUCAACCACAUCAAGGAGAAAAACCAUGCCGCGCCGAUUGCCCAGGUAAAAGGAGUCAAGGGGGGACAGGGAAAGAAGAGAUGA
Molecule: messenger RNA, 1620 nt
Organism: Cladophialophora psammophila CBS 110553
Lineage: Eukaryota; Fungi; Ascomycota; Eurotiomycetes; Chaetothyriales; Herpotrichiellaceae
Exons: 1
Coding region: 1-1620 (539 amino acids)
Cellular component (GO): cytoplasm
Molecular function (GO): zinc ion binding; nucleic acid binding
Source: RefSeq, a predicted model, not a curated record